AUGUCCUUCCAGCACUCGUCGGCCCUCGAGUCGCAACCAACGACAUGGCGAAGAGAGGACGACCCACAGUAUGCUGACGACCCUGAGUUUCGCGAUUUCGCCUCGAAGCUUGGAGACGAUUUAUUUGCGUUGACGAGCGACGUCGCCCGCCUCUCACAGGAGACUGCGAAGCUUGGAACAUCGCGUGAGACACCUAGAGUUCGGGAGCGGGUCAGAACGACGUCGGAGGAGACGUCGGACAAGUUUAAGGACAUUGGAGAACGACUGAAGAAGCUCACAACCUGGCCAGAUGUCGGGCCCUCGCAACGCUUCACCCAGUCAAAGCUUAGCCGCGAGUUCAAAGCAACCCUCACCGAGUUCCAGCAGCUACAGCGACAAGCUAUCGAGAAAGAGAAGGCAUCCAACUCAGCCGCACGAGCAGCUCUGCAGGAUCAGACCUCGCCGACGGAAGAGCGAAGCGGGUUCGGACAGGAACAAGAGCAAGAACAGCUGCGCCUGGCGAACCAAGACGACGUCGACUUCCAGGAGCAACUCAUCAUCGAGCGCGAAUCUGAAAUCCGCAACAUCGAGCAGUCCGUCGGCGAACUGAACGAGCUCUUUCGCGAUGUGGCGCACAUGGUGCACGAGCAGGGAGCACAGCUUGAUAUUAUCGAGGAGAACGUCGAGACCACACAUGACGCAUCCCGCGGAGCUCACGUAAACCUGAAGCAAGCGAGCAACUACCAGAAGGGUGCAAGGAGCAAGGCCUGCAUCCUAUUGCUCAUUCUCGCUAUUGUCUUGGUCAUCAUCAUUUUGGCUGUUCUCUUGUAA
Messenger RNA from Didymosphaeria variabile, 810 nucleotides. It is a transcript of the gene PEP12, whose product is annotated as SNAP receptor. Lineage: Eukaryota; Fungi; Ascomycota; Dothideomycetes; Pleosporales; Didymosphaeriaceae. Gene Ontology annotation, biological process: vesicle fusion; Golgi to vacuole transport; intracellular protein transport. The record is from RefSeq and is a predicted model, not a curated record. Gene Ontology annotation, cellular component: membrane; SNARE complex; endomembrane system. Gene Ontology annotation, molecular function: SNARE binding; SNAP receptor activity. The transcript has 2 exons. The coding region runs from base 1 to 810 and encodes 269 amino acids.